AUGGGAGAAAAUAGCAGUGAAGUCAAGGAGUAUGACACUGAACAGCCCCUAGACGCGGAUAUGGCAAGUCCAACUAACGGGAGCAGCGGGGCUGUCAACUCUGACGAAGAUGUUGGUGAAAGUGAGCCUGGAGAAGCCGCAACUCAAGACGAGAAUGGGCUAUCGGAGGUUCAAGAGGAGGAAAUGCAAGUUGGGCAAUAUAGCAAAAAUCGCACGGAUAAAGACGUUCUCGUUGCGAAGCUGCUGUGCAGAUGGUGGUACGUCCUGCCUGACUGGCCACCCAAAGACUACAACUAUCACGAACAACUUCAGAAGAACAUGCUGAAAUGUUACCCUGUGAAGGAGUUCGAAGACCGCGAAAAUGUUGAUUCGAACGGUUACAGGAAGUGCUAUCAAUUAUCUGCAUUUCCCGGUGUGUUCAGAGACUUCAAGGGUGUAGCUUAUGACCUGCGCCCACUUGAAGGCAAACCGUGCUACAAUAACAUGAUACAAAAAAGCGAAGCGGAACUCAGAUCGUUAAUUAAAAAGGCGAUAAAAAACCAAAUUGCCAAAUUGUCGUCAUCCCCACGCGACGAAGCGGCUCUCAUUAAGAGUUUGAAAGAGGUUUGA
Messenger RNA from Babesia ovata, 609 nucleotides. RefSeq lists its product as uncharacterized. NCBI's taxonomy places the organism in Eukaryota, Apicomplexa, Aconoidasida, Piroplasmida, Babesiidae. The record is from RefSeq and is a predicted model, not a curated record. Bases 1 to 609 code for a protein of 202 amino acids. The transcript has 4 exons.